CGAGUAUUGUGGCACUCUCGAUUCGAGGCGAAGGCAGGAUGGCCUCGCGCUUCGACGCCACAACAUAUACCGCCAUGCACGGCCGAAGCCUGAGCUUAUCGCCCUAUUGCGUCGGUGGCAUCGCAACGCAACUCGAAUGCACAGCCAUUCAUUUUCCAGCUUCCUGAGACGAUCCACGCGGGAUACGAUGCCUUGGGGAGGGCGGUACAGGAGCCGACACGAAACCAGGAGGGAGCAGGUCUCAGCAGACGCGGUUCUUAGCAGCGAAUGCUCGGAUACUCGUUGUGACGGCACACGACGGGCUUCGUGCGCUUCUCUUUUGCGGCUCCUCGCCAAGAGCCCCUCUCCCCCCCGGGAGACCCGGUUUGCUACGCCUCUCAGUCUCGCCGACGCAAAUUUAUUCAGCGUUUUAGUAGCAUAUUUGGGGUAGACAAGAUGGCGGCAGCAGGAGCGGUAGCGGGAGCCGUGGUAGCAGCGGUGAUCGUGUCGUCAGCGAUAGGUGCUCUGGUGUACCGGCUCUGGCCGAGAAACCCAGUCGUCAAGGCACGAUAGCACCCCUUGCUCUCCCUGCCUCUCCUUUUGCUUCUCUUGGCUCCUCUUGGAUCUCCUCCCCUUAAUUUCGCUUCGCUAUUAGUACACCGUUUUUUGUUUGGUUGUUUCUUUGUUUGUCUGUUGUAGAAGGGCUUCACGUCUAGUCCUUACUUCCGCUGCGUGCCACGUCGGAUUGAGCACAGGUGGAAGUAAUUAGCAUCGCAGGCGUCAGUGUCCAUGUCACUACAAAGGUGAAACUUCCACUUACCGUUUACUUUCAUAGUUGGCUCUAAUUCUAUGUUCUUCAGUUUUGCUAUCAUGCUAAAACUGGGCCUGCCGGUGCUGUCCCUGGACCUCACUGUGCGCCUGCUGGUGCGCGCAAAGAACCCCAACUUCCUGCCCGUCAGCUACUCCGCCUCCACUGUCGCCAUCUACUACGAUGGCACCAAGAUACGCGAGAGUGGCAUGGGAGCAGGGCAGUUCAUGCCACGGGAUGACAAGCUCAUGGAGCUCUCCGCAACCAUGAGUACCCUGGAGCUGGCAGCAGCCAAUGCGCGGCGGCUGAUGAGUGACAUGAUGAACCGCAGUGUGACCGUGGUGGCCGUCACGUCCUUCCCUGCCGUCGCCCACGGCCUCUGUGACUCCAUGCGCCCCCGUCUCCUGGUGGAGCUCACGAAUGAGGUGACAUUUGACCCACUUACUCUGGGCGUGCAAGAUAGUGAUUCCUUUGCUGCCUUACAGCUGCUGCAACCUCUUACCCAGCCCAGUUAGAACCUCAUCUAACCUCAUGAUUCUCUGCGUGUUUUUACUGGUACCAAACCAGGGUUGAAGGUUGAACACAUCGAUUUGCUCAUGUGUAGUUGGAUUUUUUAUUGAGUAUCUCCUACAUGAAACAUAUUUGGUAUAAUAGUAUAUCAU
Messenger RNA from Closterium sp. NIES-67, 1449 nucleotides. NCBI's taxonomy places the organism in Eukaryota, Viridiplantae, Streptophyta, Zygnematophyceae, Desmidiales, Closteriaceae. The record is from the annotation of a GenBank genome assembly.